Messenger RNA from Penicillium pulvis, 1977 nucleotides. RefSeq names its product Rcd1-like cell differentiation family protein. The transcript is spliced from 4 exons. NCBI's taxonomy places the organism in Eukaryota, Fungi, Ascomycota, Eurotiomycetes, Eurotiales, Aspergillaceae. Bases 225 to 1391 code for a protein of 388 amino acids. Gene Ontology annotation, biological process: mRNA catabolic process; negative regulation of translation. The record is from RefSeq and is a predicted model, not a curated record. Gene Ontology annotation, cellular component: P-body; CCR4-NOT core complex; CCR4-NOT complex.
CUUUCUCCCUCGUCAGGCAGACUUCCGCCCCGGUUCUUGGUUCUUCCCCCCCAACACCAAUUCAUCAAUGACUCCCAACCUGAGUCCAUUCUGCUGACCUUUUCUUUUCUUACUUCUACACUUGUCUCCGAGAUCCCCUGUCUACCCAGUUUUCCCCCCAGUCGCUCAGCAAGGAACCCUUCGGAGGAUUACGAAUUCCCCGAAACGUCUCAUCAUCGCUCGCCAUGCUACAAGCGCAGAGCCAACACGUCUUCUCUCACCAGCAUCAGUACCCGCAGGCUGAUCCCGCGUGGUUGCAGCACCAGCAGCAGCAACAACAACACCACCAGGCCCAGCCGCACCAGCAACACCAGCAGCAGCACGCCUCCUUGGUCGCUCAGCAGCAUGCCCAAGUUCAGGCCGCUGCCGCUGCGGCGCAGCAACAACACUAUGGUCGCUUGGCUAUGAGCGGCAACGGCGCCGUCAACCCUAGUCAGAAUGCUGGAGGACUCGGCAACAUGGGCGGAGAGGGUCUGGCCAAUGCGGUCUCCGGCAUGGACGGUACUAUCAGCGAUGAGAAUCGCAAGGUCUUCAUCUGGGUUGCAGAGCUCCUGGACCCAGCCCGCAGGGAGGCAGCGCUCAUGGAACUGAGCAAGAAGAGGGAGCAGGUUCCUGAGCUGGCCCUCGUGAUCUGGCAUUCGUUCGGUGUCAUGACUGCCCUUCUCCAGGAAAUCAUCUCGGUCUAUCCCCUUUUGAACCCUUCGCAGUUGACCGCCGCUGCAUCAAAUCGAGUCUGCAAUGCGCUGGCGCUCUUGCAGUGUGUCGCAUCCCACAAUGAGACGCGCACUCUUUUCUUGAACGCCCACAUCCCUCUUUUCCUCUACCCCUUCCUCAACACUACUUCUAAAUCUCGCCCCUUCGAGUACCUCCGUCUCACAUCGCUCGGUGUCAUCGGCGCCCUGGUGAAGAAUGACUCAUCUGAUGUUAUCAACUUCUUGCUUACUACCGAGAUCAUCCCUCUCUGCCUUCGUAUUAUGGAGACUGGAUCGGAGUUGAGCAAGACCGUCGCCAUCUUCAUUGUUCAGAAAAUUCUUCUUGAUGACAUUGGCUUGGCGUACAUCUGUGCGACCUAUGAGCGCUUCUACGCCGUUGGCACAGUCCUCAGCAACAUGGUCGGUCAGUUGGUCGACCAGCAAACAGUGCGACUGCUCAAGCAUGUCGUGCGCUGCUUCCUUCGUUUGAGCGACAACAGCCGCGCCCGCGAGGCAUUGCGACAAUGUCUACCAGAACCUCUUCGCGACGCCACAUUCUCCUCCGUCCUCCGGGAUGACGCAGCCACCAAGCGCUGCCUGGCUCAGCUCUUGAUCAACCUCUCAGACAACGUGUCUGACGGAGCCUCGGCGGCCAUGUAACAUACAAAAACGCAUUUCUUUCAUCGCGGGACGUUUUUUCUUACAACCUUACGUUAUGCAUGGGACAGGUUUCUGGCGAGUAUUGGUCACAAGGCGCAAAAGUUAUGGGUAAAGCACAAGAUAAACCAAUUAUCACCAUGAUGGGCCUUGGUGGUAGUGUGUUUUUGUUCCGGUUGCUUUCUCUUUCAUUCUGUCUUUUUAUUUUAUCGCAGCAUUUCAUCUUGGGACAAUUCCGGGAUUCGGUGAUUUUCGUGUCGAUGGGAGGGGACUCAUGUAUUCCUAUGUCCUUUUUUCUUCUUCUUUUUCUCUGCCAUUUUCUUUCUUUCUGCUUGCAUCUUUGCUCUCUCCCAUUUCUGUCUUCCCCUUAUAUUAGUUUUUCGUGGCGCUCACAAUCGGGUGGCGUGGGUUUCUGGUUGGCGCUGUCGUUUAUGUGCAUUAUUUACCCUCAAUCCCUCUCCAUUUUUGCUAUGAGAUAGACCCCUUUGAGCUAGAGAUACCACGAUCCAGUCGUUGAUUUGUUUUUAUGUUUUUGUCUGUUGGCUUAUCUCUGUACAUGUUCUCAAAAGAAUGUACUUUUUGACUUGAC